Messenger RNA from Rhizoctonia solani, 720 nucleotides. RefSeq lists its product as uncharacterized. The transcript has 4 exons. The record is from RefSeq and is a predicted model, not a curated record. NCBI's taxonomy places the organism in Eukaryota, Fungi, Basidiomycota, Agaricomycetes, Cantharellales, Ceratobasidiaceae. Bases 1 to 720 code for a protein of 239 amino acids.
AUGGUCAGCGCCCCUCCUAUCCCCACGAAUAAAACCCAAUCGAAGAAGAAACAAAAGGAACAACAGCCGGAAAUUCGGCCCGACUCCACUCAGAAAGAGAAGAAAAGGAAAAAGAAACAACACGAGGAUGCCAAUACGUGUGAGGCGAAAGCAGCCGAACCGGGGCGCAAGGAUGAAACCUCGAACCUCAAGGACAACAUACGAAUCGCAGAUGUACCAAUCCCUUAUACCAAUCCGUUGACAGACGAAUCCUGCCUUGCGUAUGCCUACCAAUACGCCCAGCAUGUUUCGCUGUCUUCUGAAUCUGAACGGGCUGCGAAGCAGCCUUGGAAAUUUAACAAAGCCCGCCAGAACUGGAUCUUACGCAACGUAAUAGAACCCGCGACUAUCCCAGACUCAUACCUCCCUAUAUCUCUUAUAUAUGUUCAGAACAUUCAAGGAGGAGCGCGCAAUGAAUUAAAAAAGACUUGUAAAGUAAUAAAGAAGCAAGCCAAAAAUUCCAAGGCCUCCCCAUCAAGUGAUUCAAACGGGUCUAAACCUGAAGCAGACCAACCUUCAGAAGCAAAAAGUGAAUCAACUAAAAAGGUAACUUUUGCGGCCGGGACCACGGAGCCUAAAGUUACAGAAUCAGAAAUCUCUGCGCCAAGUAAGGUAAAAGUUAAACGGGCCAAAAUUAUUCUAAAGGUUUUGAAGGGCGAAAUUCGGCCUCAGGACGUGUAA